AUGUCGAACCUAGUAUUCCUUCAAGUGCCUAAUUCACCUGGCCCAAAACACAACCGAAGCUCCUCAGUCUACAGCCGUAACUCUUGUGACUCAAACUUUUCAGCCUACACCGGAACCACACUUGUUGCAGAAACAUGCCCCACCAUACUUCGAACUCGAGAAUCACGAUUGAGCUGUGAAGGCCCAUGUGAUGGAACAGUAUUCUACAUUUACGAUAAACCAUUACCUCCAUUGCCUCAGGAAGCUCUUGUGAAGAAACAAAAGCCUUUGCCUCCAUUUUGCAGGUCUCAUCAAAACAUAAGAAGUCUGAUUUCGGAACCUGAGAAUCAUGUUAUAUAUUACGAUGAGAAAGAAGUUUAUGUUCAUAACCCAUUUAGCGAUGAGAAAGUGGUGAUGGUAGGAAUUUUGGAUGAAAAUGGAAAAGUUUUAUGA
Sclerotinia sclerotiorum 1980 UF-70 is the source of this 432-nucleotide messenger RNA. RefSeq lists its product with no specific name. The record is from RefSeq and is a predicted model, not a curated record. NCBI's taxonomy places the organism in Eukaryota, Fungi, Ascomycota, Leotiomycetes, Helotiales, Sclerotiniaceae. The transcript is spliced from 2 exons. Bases 1 to 432 code for a protein of 143 amino acids.